Perkinsus marinus ATCC 50983 is the source of this 120-nucleotide messenger RNA. RefSeq lists its product as hypothetical. Lineage: Eukaryota; Perkinsozoa; Perkinsida; Perkinsidae. The transcript has 3 exons. The coding region runs from base 1 to 120 and encodes 39 amino acids. The record is from RefSeq and is a predicted model, not a curated record.
AUGUACCUACUUGACCUUGUCGAGGANNNNAAAUGCGCCCAACGCUAUUGCUGUGCAUGUAAAGCUGGUCUUGGGCUUGGAUUGGUUGGAAUAGAAUUUGCCGGCCGGGGUCGAUAUUAG